UCUCUCUUCCCCAUAAAUUCGAUCAUUUUCCACUUGGAUCUCCUUCAAUCCCAAAACCAGCAAUUGGAUUUCUGCUUUUCCUCAGUUUCGUCAACUGGGUCUCCAUCACUUUCUACUAAUAUCUUUGGCUUGUUGUGAAGUUCGUGAACUAUUUCUAAUUCUCAGAGGCGAAACGUCGAACAGAAACAAUGGCAUCUAUGGGGUUUCUUCCUUUUAUCUUUGAGACAAAGUCAGAGAGCUCUGUGCUUCUUAACAGUUCAAAGACUCGCCGACCCAGGUUCCCGUUCUUCGCAUACCGCCCAAGGGAGCCGCUCGAUUCUGCUGGGAAUACCAGUUUAUCAUUUGGAUAUUGGAAAGCUGCGGGAAAAGAUUGUGCUGUAUUAUCUUUAAGCUGUGAUGGACCGAUAGGUGGAUUCUGUAGAGGACAGCAACGGAGAAUUACGCCUCUGAAGGCUACUUCCAAGGGCUUCGUGGAAGGUGAGGGUGGCGGCAAUGAAGUGGAGGAUGCGCUUCAGGCCACCAUCGAAAAGAGCCAGAAGGUCCUUGCUAUGCAAAAAGAACUACUUCAACAGAUCGCUGAAAGAAGGAAACUGGUUUCGUCCAUAAAAAAUGAUGUUAUAAAUCAAGAGGAUGAUGAGGUUUCGGGAAGGGGCAAUGCUUCUGCAAAUCUGGAUCUUCUUUCAGAUAGUGACAAUACUAUUGAUGAACGUACGAGCAGUAUUCCUUCCAGCAGCUAUGCCUUUUUGACUGUAGAUGAGGUGCCAGAAAAUCUACCUUCGAAUAGUGGUGGUGAUUUUGAUGAAGUUAAGAAGGAAUCUGAAAAAGUGGCACUUCUUAAAAAAGCUUCAUCUGAUCCAGACUCCACUAAACAAUUAGAAGAAGCUAAUACAAAAGAAGUAUGGUCAGAUAGUCUGCCUUCUUUCCUUUCAAGCUCCUCUGAAAGUUCCAGUGAAGGCGAUGGCAAUCAGGAAAUUUCUACUAAAACAAGUUUGACAGAGGUGGAUGGCGAGGCAAGUGAUCCUGUGAUCGAAGACAUCAAACCCCCUCCUUUGGCUGGGGCCAACAUAAUGAACGUUGUUUUGGUAGCUGCAGAAUGUGCUCCAUGGUCUAAAACAGGUGGGCUGGGAGAUGUUGCUGGUGCUUUGCCAAAGGCUUUGGCUCGGCGUGGACAUCGGGUUAUGGUAGUAGCACCUCUGUAUGGGAAUUAUGCUGAACCCCAAGAUGCAGGAAUUCGGAAGAUUUAUAGGGUGGAUAGGCAGGAUAUGGAAGUACGUUACUUCCAAGCCUAUAUUGACGGUGUGGACUUUGUUUUCAUUGAGAGUCCUAUGUUUCGGCACAUGGGGAAUAACAUAUAUGGAGGAAAUCGAAUGGAUAUUUUGAAACGCAUGGUAUUGUUUUGCAAGGCUGCUGUUGAGGUUCCUUGGCAUGUUCCAUGUGGUGGUAUCUGCUAUGGAGAUGGAAAUUUGGUUUUCAUUGCGAAUGAUUGGCAUACAGCAUUGUUGCCUGUGUAUCUGAAGGCAUACUAUCGAGACCACGGUUUAAUGAAAUAUACACGGUCCAUCCUUGUUAUUCAUAAUAUAGCUCACCAGGGUCGGGGGCCACUUGAUGAUUUCACCUAUGUCGAUCUGCCAGAACACUACUUGGAAAUAUUUAAACAGUAUGAUCCUGUAGGAGGUGUGCACUUCAAUAUCUUUGCGGCUGGUUUAAAAACAGCAGAUCGUAUUGUUACUGUUAGUCAUGGAUAUUCCUGGGAGCUUAAAACUUCUGAAGGUGGUUGGGGUUUGCAUGGGAUCAUAAAUGAAAAUGACUGGAAAUUGAGGGGUAUUGUGAAUGGAAUUGAUACGAAAGACUGGAACCCACAAUUUGAUGUUUACCUGGCAUCAGAUGGUUACACAAACUACUCCAUUGAAACACUUAAAACUGGCAAGCGUCAGUGCAAGGAAGCCUUACAGAAGGAGCUUGGUCUACCCAUUCGAGAGGAUGUCCCUGUGAUUGGUUUCAUUGGGAGACUGGAUCACCAAAAAGGUGUUGAUCUAAUAGCGGAGGCAAUCCCAUGGAUGGCGGGUCAGGACGUGCAAUUAAUCAUGCUGGGCACUGGCAGACCCGACCUGGAGCAAUUGCUCAGGCAGUUUGAGAAACAACACCAUGACAAAAUCAGGGGCUGGGUUGGUUUUUCUGUUAAGACAGCACACCGAAUAACUGCGGGUUCAGACAUUUUGCUCAUGCCAUCAAGAUUUGAGCCUUGCGGACUGAACCAGUUGUAUGCUAUGAACUAUGGGACGGUUCCAGUUGUGCAUGCUGUGGGUGGACUGCGAGAUACUGUGCAGCCAUUCGAUCCAUUCAACGAGUCAGGGCUUGGGUGGACAUUUGAUAGUGCUGAUGCAAAUAAGCUAAUACACGCGUUAUGGAACUGCUUACUGACAUACCGAGAAUACAAGCAGAGUUGGGAAGGAAUCCAGAAACGAGGGAUGAUGCAAGACCUGAGUUGGGACAAUGCUGCUCAGAAUUACGAGGAGAUACUUAUUGCUGCCAAGUACCAAUGGUGAGACUAUUUGAACUUCUUGCAAGCUCAAUGGAACUGGGCUCAUACAUUUGGGCUCGCAAUGCCAGAGUUAUGUUGGGAAAAGAAAGGGUGAAACUUGUUUGGGGGUAAAUAUUGGUGGAAGAUUUUCUUUGUUUACCAAUUUUUAGACUAGCAUGGAGGUCAAAGCAUUCCAUUGCUUGGUUUUUAUGGGCCACUUGACCUUCUAGUUUGUUCUUUGGGUACAAUCAAUGUGUAAAGUAGCGGAAGUGAGAUUCAACGGUUGUCAAAACAUAGGAUGAAUAAUAAUGGCUGAAUGCAAAGGCUGACAUUUUAGCUCCAA
Molecule: messenger RNA, 2864 nt
Organism: Juglans microcarpa x Juglans regia
Lineage: Eukaryota; Viridiplantae; Streptophyta; Magnoliopsida; Fagales; Juglandaceae
Product: granule-bound starch synthase 2, chloroplastic/amyloplastic-like
Exons: 8
Coding region: 189-2546 (785 amino acids)
Molecular function (GO): alpha-1,4-glucan glucosyltransferase (UDP-glucose donor) activity
Source: RefSeq, a predicted model, not a curated record